AUGAGCUGGAGUGAAACCAGGGAGAAAAUCGUGAGUGAGCUUCACCAUUCUGCACCUCCAUCUCCACCAGCUGCAACCAGUUCUCAGCCGCAACCACUGCAACCGCAACCAACCCUCGAAGCCGUGCGUGAGGGCCGAGAGGAAGAAAGAAAUUCCAGACUUCUUGGGUGUAGGCUUAGCUUGUAUCUGAGUAAAAAGAAAGAUAGAGAAAGCUUAGCCAAGAUAAUUUCAUUUCAUUGCUGGAUUUCAAUAAGAGAAUGGCUUGAGAGUCAAAACGAGGGCUCAGUUCUGUACGUUGCAUUAGGAAGUGAGGUGUCACUGAGUCAAAAAGAUGUCACCGAGUUAGCACUCGGGUUGGAGUUACCCGAGGUACCCUUUUUCUGGGUCCUGAGGAAGCUAUCUGAGUCAUUUCAGGUGCCAGAUGGGUUUGAGGAGAGAGUCAAAGGAAGAGGGAAUGUGUGGAAGGGUUGGGCACCACAGUUGAACAUACCGAAUCAUGAAUCGGUGGGUGGGUUCUUGACUCACUGUGGCUGGAGUUCAUGUAUAGAGGAACUCAUGUUUGGUCACCCACUGAUUAUGCCCUCUUUUUUGGUGGACCAAGGGUUAAAUGCCAGGGUUAUGGAAGAUAGGAAUGUUGGAAUUGAAAUACCAAGAAAUGAUCCAGACAGGUCUUACACGAGAGACUUAGUGGCUCAGUGUGUCAGACUGAUUAUGGUUGAAAAUGAAGGCAAAAUGUUUGGGGAAAAAGCUAAAGAAAUGAGUGGAAUAUUCAGAGAUAGAGAAUUGAAUGAUGGUUACGUUGGAAACUUCAUAGAUUAUCUGGAGAACAAUAGACACAAUUGUUAG
Messenger RNA from Coffea eugenioides, 846 nucleotides. RefSeq names its product UDP-glycosyltransferase 91D1-like. Gene Ontology annotation, molecular function: UDP-glycosyltransferase activity. The transcript has 2 exons. The record is from RefSeq and is a predicted model, not a curated record. NCBI's taxonomy places the organism in Eukaryota, Viridiplantae, Streptophyta, Magnoliopsida, Gentianales, Rubiaceae. Bases 1 to 846 code for a protein of 281 amino acids.